Messenger RNA from Bursaphelenchus xylophilus (pine wood nematode), 2847 nucleotides. The record is from the annotation of a GenBank genome assembly. NCBI's taxonomy places the organism in Eukaryota, Metazoa, Nematoda, Chromadorea, Rhabditida, Aphelenchoididae.
AUGCAAUGGACACUGAUUUAUUUAUCGGCUACGGUCGCUACUGCUCUCUCAACCUCCAAACCGCCGCAAAACUCGUUGACAGACGGGUUGGACGUGUUGUAUGAGAGUAACAAGUUGAAUCAGUAUAUAGAAGAUCUGGUCGAUGUGAGCGACAGAACCAAAGCAAGUCUGGGAUUAGCGGCAAACUUGAGGAAAAGAGUGGAUCCCAGUGAAGUGAGCAGCUUCAAUCAGUUCUUCAGAUUCAUCAUCGAGUGAGUUCUUUUGUAUAGCCAUGCAAAUUAAAGUUUUUUUUUGCAAAAUGAAGGUCAAAAAACCUAUUGUGAAAUUCCAAAAAUUACAUUCUUUAAAUUUUUGUUUUCACAAAAUUUUUGCAUUACCAUUCUUUUCCACGAGAAUUGAGAUUUUCCACCAAACUUCUAGUAAAAAAUCGGUCGAAAUUUUGAAAUUUAACAAGUAUAGAUCAGUCUGUCGGGAAAAUAAUGACCAAAGUGUCGCCGCGCACGUCAAGAAAUUGCGGGCCUUGCAAAGGUUCUCACAGCGAAAAAAAAUUCAUAAAACCUGUCAUCCAAAUUGCACAUAACAACAAUUUUUAACCUAAUUUUUUUAAUGGGAACUCUAGGGAGUACUACUAGUCGUAUACAACUGUUUUUUAUACCGCUGGUACAUUCUAAAUGGGUGUCAUCGUGACGCAUUUUCUGAACAUGGUUCGAGCUAGGCUAAAAAUAGUGCAAAUUUCAAGGCCAACUAUCAAAAAAACUGUCCCAUCAAGCGGGACGGGACCGGUGUAGAUACUCGAAGAACAGUUUAAGGAUUUUUUUGACGUGGAGCCUAUACCUCCUUCCAGUGCUCUCUGAGUCGGUAUCGUCGAUACAAACUUUUAUUUAGACGUUGCAUUCUUCGCCAUGGAAAACUGUCAAAAUACUACGAUUAUGGGUAUAUUUUGGUUCUAUUAGCUUAAGCAGCUCUCGAGCUUUCUAUUGGUAUCAAUAUCUUGUGAUUUACUAUUAAUCUUUAUGUCAAAAUAUUGCAAACCAUUUGGACAAAAACGGAUUUGCACAGGGCAGAAUGCCAAAAAAAAUUCUAGGCUUUUUCAUUGGGCGCCCGUUUUUCUUUUAUUUUUUCUUGACGUGCCGCGCAGAUCGCUUUGUUGAAGUGAAAAAAAUUUGAUUUUCCCGCGACACAAUUCUGUUUCUUAGCGACUGUGCGAUUUUCAAUGCGACAGAGUGCUCAUUAUUUCCCCGACAGAUUGACACUCAAUUUUGUUUUUCAAAAUGAAAAUUGCAUUUUCAGAUUCCAAAAGGAGUAUCGUUUUGAGCGUGAGAUAGGCCAAGCAUUUCAACGGUUCAAGGCAGCCGAGGCGAGCAUCAAUGCCGCCAAGAAGAGGAAUCCGCACGCCGAAUUUGGGGUUACAAAGUUCUCGGACCUAUCGACCGAAGAAUUUAUUCAGCAGUAUACUGGAGUUCCGCCUAGUGUUGUCGACAAGUUUAAGGCAGGGAAAACGACCGUUGGAAGUACGGCCAGUGGACAGAAAGACUCUACACUAACGCAUACGAGGGUAACCACUGUAGACGAAUGGAGUUCCGAAAAUCAGACGGAAUGUAAGCAAAUACCAUCUUCUUGAAAGUAACGGUCGGUCGUCGCGCCUUGGCGACAACCCACCACCAUUUUCCCGACGAAAUGAUAGAAGCAUAGUAGGCUAUAUCUUAAUUUUCAGCCAGAUUCAAACGCUCCUCCAACUCAACCGACAGUUCUUUGGCCGCAUUUGACUGGAGACUGUUAGGCGGCGUAACUGAAAUCAAAGAUCAAGGAAAAUGCGCUGCAUCUUACGCUUUUGCAGCAAUCGCUGCAAUUGAAAGCAUUUACACGAUCAAAUUCAAAAAAGCGAUAGAUCUUAGCGAGCAGCAUGCCAUUGCGUGUACUUACAACAACACCGAUUAUGAGAACGACGGAUGCAAUGGGGGAGAUCCGUCGGAAAUUCUGCAGUUCGCCGUCGAUCAAGGUCUUGUAACGGAGAACUCAUGGCCUUAUAAACUUCAGUUCUACAGGAAUGGAAGCAAAAUUGCAAAAUGCAGACAGUUCAAAAAUCAACAAAGAUAUUUCGACUACUUCGAGUUUUUGCCGAUGUACGACGAGGACAGUAUGAAGCAGAAAUUGAUCAGCAAUGGACCGCUUGUUUCGUGUAAGUAGAAGUGCGGUUUGCAUGGGGAGUGCCGCAAAAGAGAAGCUUCGGUUUUGUUAUUAGUCUGUCGGGAAAAUAAUGAGUACUGCGCCAAUCGCGUCGCUGAAGCAAUUUGAUUUUGCCGCGACAGAAUUCAUUUUCUCGGCGGCAAUGCGAUUUUCAGUGCGACAGAGGGCUCAUUAUUUUCCCGAUAGACCGAUACAUCAUAAUCUACCUUGGCUAAGUAGUAAUGGACUCGCAUUUCGCCAAGGCAGUCGAGAUAUUUAGCAAUCUAUUUGAGAUUCUUAGAUCGCGCUUUGCAGAAACGUCAGAAAUUGUUAAGUCAAAAAUUGGCAAAAAUGUGGAAUUUUUUUCCACUGUUUCCAAUAAAAAUCGACUGUUUGCGACACUGGCAAAGAUACGGUCUCUUCGAACCUCUUCAGCUGACAAUUUCAGACAUCGAUGCCACUGACCUUCAGUUCUAUUUGAGUGGAAUUAUUACCGCCAAAUCGAGGGACAUCAACCAUGCCGUUCUGACAGUUGGUCAUGGGCUUGAUGUGAAAGCUGGGCCCUACUGGAUUGCCAAGAAUUCAUGGGGCAAAGAUUUCGGUGAACAAGGAUAUAUCCGUUUCGGUUUGGGCAAAAAUAGCGCCAACAUUGGUGCUUUCAACAUCGAGAUUGUCCCUUAG